Messenger RNA from Aspergillus fischeri NRRL 181, 549 nucleotides. RefSeq lists its product as uncharacterized. NCBI's taxonomy places the organism in Eukaryota, Fungi, Ascomycota, Eurotiomycetes, Eurotiales, Aspergillaceae. The record is from RefSeq and is a predicted model, not a curated record. Bases 1 to 549 code for a protein of 182 amino acids. The transcript has a single exon. Gene Ontology annotation, cellular component: cytoplasm; nucleus.
AUGACAAGAGUUUCAAUCUGCUACAACUCUAGUCCUCUAACCCAAAACACAGAAAUCGAAGGCAUUCUGGACGGCCCGUUCUUCUGCCACUACCCCCGCGACAUUUUCCCCGGCGAAGACCUCGCCCGGGCAUUCGAGUACACUCUCAACAUCAUCGAGAAGCAAGGCCCCUUUGAUGGCGUGAUGGGCUUCUCGCAGGGCGCCGCGCUUGCAUGUGCUCUUAUAGCCGACCAUGCCAAAACCAAUUCGAAGCCUCUCUUCAAGGUCGCCGUGUUCAUCUGCGGUGCGACACCGUACAAAAGCUCCGGGCUUAAAGAGCUUGUUGCCGAGGACGGGAAAUACCCCGUCACAAUCCCAACGACGCACAUAGUGGGUAGGCAAGAUCCGUAUUACAAGGGAAGUAUGCAUCUGUACGGUAUAUGCGACCCAUCUAAGGCCGUUUUUUACGACCAUGGUUCAAAGCAUCAUAUCCCUUUCGACCAGGCGAAUACUACUGCCAUGGUGUCCGCCAUUGAGAAAUCCAUCGAGCGGGCUUUGAAUAACGAGUAG